Molecule: messenger RNA, 1260 nt
Organism: Yarrowia lipolytica CLIB122
Lineage: Eukaryota; Fungi; Ascomycota; Dipodascomycetes; Dipodascales
Molecular function (GO): 5'-3' RNA exonuclease activity; 5'-3' DNA exonuclease activity
Source: RefSeq, a predicted model, not a curated record
AUGCAUGCUCCAAGUAGAUUGACAAUAGUGCAAAAACAACAUGUCUUCAGAAACUCUCCUCCUUCCCCAAUGGUGAUUUGCACGCCCUAUUACAACCGACAGACCAUCAAGGUGGGCCUUCGGGCGGUCCAACUCACCCUCAUCAUGACCGUGGUCAUCACCACUGGAGUGCUGACCAUGUACUCGGACCUUCCACGUGAUUGGGUCUUGGACAACUACAUUGACCCCUAUACCUCGGAGUUCCAACUGGAAUGGCCCAACGAUUACCACAACGCCGAAAUCUGGGACCAGACGCUGGAGUUUGACACCCCCAUCUAUUUGGAGACCCAUUCGCAUACCAACCAUAGUGACGGCAGCCUGACUCCUAGCCAGCUGGUGGACUGGGCCCAGGCGUACGGCCUGACUGCCAUCUGUGUCACUGACCACAACAACAUUGAGGGAGGAUGGGCAGCUCGAAACUACUCUGAGACUUUGCGAAGUGAAGGCAAGCCUGCUCCUCUGGUUAUUCCCGGCGUGGAGUUCACCUGCUGUCGAAUCCACAUGAACUUCCUCGGUAUCGAAGAGACCAUCAAGCCUACUGAGAACUGGCCUUCGGACGACGAGCUCAAGUCCGUCAUCAAAAAAGUGCAUGCUCUGGGAGGGGUUGUUAUUGUGAACCAUCUUCCCUGGUCGGAGAGUACCGAAUGGGGCCGAAAAGUGCCUACUCUGAUGCACCAUCCCACUCCCGACCAGCUUCUGAACUGGGGAGUCGAUUCCUUUGAGUGUGUAUCUGAUGGAGUCAUAGAUCUCCAGGCUAUUCGAUACGCUGACAGAAACAAUCUCAUGUGUGUGACUGCCACCGACAUUCACAAUCCCUCAGACACCGUGAGAGCCGUGACUGUCCUCGAUGGACCUCUCACUCAGAAGAACAUCAUCGACAAGAUCAGACGAAAGUCAGUGCGAUCCAAGUCCACCUUCUACUAUGAUCCUAUCGGCCCUACCGGUGCUCAGAUUGUUCCUCCCCACAACAAUAAGCGCAACAAAUGGGCUCCUCUGGCCAUGCUCAACUUUGGAUACAUGUGGGACGAGUCCAAGGGUAUGUACUCGUUUGUUGAUGGCUUCUGCCAUGAGCGAAAGUUCACCUUCAGGUACGGAGCGGCCUUCUGGACUCUGUUUUGGAUUGUUCUUGGCUGGGUGAUUUAUGAACUCAUUCGAGCUAUUGUGGUCGGCAUUGCUGGCAGCAACAGUUGCAGACGACGACGACCUCUUCAGUUGGAAUAG